Molecule: messenger RNA, 2136 nt
Organism: Sclerotinia borealis F-4128
Lineage: Eukaryota; Fungi; Ascomycota; Leotiomycetes; Helotiales; Sclerotiniaceae
Source: the annotation of a GenBank genome assembly
AUGACUUCCGAGCUUCCUCCUUCAAAUUUGAGCACUCUCGAGGCUCCCACGAUUGACAUACAAACUGCAGAUAUAUCCUCAUCUCAAUCUCAGACAACUCAAAUGGAGAACCCCCCAACAUCCCACAUUACUCCACAUACAAUCCCCCUAGCUGUCACGAAGACAGGUCCCACCACAAUCGAAGAUCUUCCGAAUGAACUCUUAGUUGAUAUCUUCAGCCAUUUGGAUUCAGAAGCUCCAUCAUCUUCUCACACAAUACUUCACGAUCAACCAACCUUGAAUGUAACCAAUUCCUCUAUUCGAGACCUCAAGGAUUGCUCUGUAAUUUCGAAACGAUGGCGACAAGCAACCUUACCUUUACUUUUCAAAUAUACACGAUAUAUCUUGAAAUAUUCAGAAGAUGAUUCUCGACCAAUUCUCAAUGAUCUAAUUGGACCCUUCCUUCAAUUCAUUCAUACCCAAUCUCUCGCGGACAUUAUUUCAAGCUUUACAUUGGUGGUCCGGGAGAAGAAGAUAUCGAAUUGCUUAGAUGGAAGACCUCGACUUGGCGAAUUCGAUCGUUUUUGGCAAGGACUCUUUCAAACGAUUAACCCCUCGACUAUUUUGAUCGCUGCCCCUGUCGAGGCUCUUGCUUCGUUGACUUCAGCCGUCAUCAAACCGAGGGACCUAAAGUUUUUUGAAAUCGAAUGCCACUAUCUACGAUUGCAAAGACCCGCAGAUGAGCACACAGACUAUGAUGAACACACAGACUGUUCCCAUGUACACUACAGGAAGCUUGGUGAUCUACAAAAUUAUGCCAUGUCCUCCGAGAUCUUCCACAUUAGACCUUGGUCCUCUUUACUUCUCAAUGAAGGGUCUAAUUUAGAAGCCUACAAAUCGCGUCCAUUGUGGGGAGUGGUCACUCCUUCUAUACUACAAAAUCUUCUUGGAGAUGAUGUCCCGGAUUCUCUGAUCAACUCUGGUAUCCGUUCUAUGGAGUAUAUAGCGAUAUUCCCAAUGUCAUCUCACUUUCAAUCUCUUGUUAGACAACUGCCGAGAUUAGAUCAUUUGUACUGCCAACUGGUACCACGUAAUAAUAUUCUACAGGAGGAAGAGUCAAUAAGAGAAAUUCAGAUUGAGGAUCUUUGGAUGGAGAGAAAUGAUUGCUAUGCUAAGUUAUUACGAGAAAAGCUCAGCAAUCCAGAACCUAGAAAUUACAAAUAUCUCAAAACCUUUGAGUCUGGAGAUGCUGCAGAUGCAGAUGCUUGGGAAUUGGCGGUAGAGUUUGUAAAGCAUGCUGGUCUACCAUGGAAGGUAACAAUCCGGGCGAAUUAUAUCGAUGGGCAUGGAAUGGGACUGCCAAGUUACCUCAUCGCUCGCUGCCAUUGUAUCAAGAAUGAUCCUAAGAUUCCAAACAGACAUAUUGGAAGUGAGGAGGUGAGGAGUCGGCUUUCCAUGGAUCGAUCCGUCUAUAAUGCGGGGAAUCUCCUCAUUAAUGAAUAUCUCACCGCCUUAGUAAUUCUGCCCCUCGACUUUAAUAUGAGAUCCAAACGCGACAACCUCAAUCCCAUCUACUUCUUGCCAUGUAACCACAAUGUCCCGAAAAGCGCCAAAGGGCGAAUACAUCGAAACCGAAAUAAAGUAUCCCGUCGUUCACAAAUCAUCGGCACAACGAAUAUCAUCCUAGGAGGAAAAACGGUUAUUCAAUCCGAGGUUAUCAUCAGAGGGGAUUUAUUAAGAACGUUGCCUCCGAGUAGUACGGGGGAGAAGCCGGGAAAUCCGGUUGCGGUUGCGAUUGGGAGAUAUUGUUUUAUAAGUCGGGGGGCUCAGUUGAGGCCUCCGGGGAAGAUUUAUAGAGGAACAUUCUCAUACUUCCCUCUCAAAAUUGGCGAUCAUGUAUAUGCGGGGCCCGGCUCAAUAAUCGAAGCAGCGAUGCUGGGGAAUCAUGUUCAUAUUGGUGCGAAUGUUGUGGUGGGAAAGUUUGUUAUUGUGAAGGAUUUUGUGAAGAUUUUAGAUGGAACGGUGGUGCCGGCCGGGAUGGUGAUACCGAGUUUUAGUGUGGUUGGAGGGAUUCCUGGGAGGGUUGUGGGGGAGAUGGCGGAGGGGGAGAUUGAGGGUAUGGAUUUGAGGGAGAUUUAUAGGGGGAUAAAGAAUUAG